GCUCACGAGCUCACUGCAGCCAAUGCAAUUUACAAAUGCAACUCUUUUAAAACAGCAGGAGUAUGUGGUCUCUGUUGCUGGCACAAUUGCGCAAAAAAACAACAUCAACAGAGUAAACGGUGCAAAGAUAAAGAGUAGGCUGGUUUACCCUGUAGCCUCACUGGAAACACCAUGACAUGAUGAAGCAGCAGAGCUUUUUGACGCACAGAGAUUUCUGCAGCAUUUUUUGUGUUUGAUUCUUUGCUGAUCUCAAAGACAACAUGCCCCACGCUCGAAAUAGGAACCCCAGCCCCAUCCCAGAGGUAACAUGGGACACGGGGCUGAAGGAGAUGAACGAGACCUGGAAAGGAGCUAUAGCCUGCCUCGGAGUGGCCGUCUUCUUUGUCAUGACCAUCGGGAUCAUAUAUUGGCAAGUGGUGGACCAGCCUAACAAGAACUGGAUCCUCAGGGGGACUUUUAGCGGACUGAUCUGGGAGAGAAGAACCCACUCGCUGGUCAUACAGACCCUGACGGAGGACAAGACCUAUGUGGAGAUAGACGUCGGGAACGUGGGGAACCCCGACAUCGAGGUUCCCUUCGUGAGGAACCUGUGCUGGCUGAAUAAAACGGAGUUCUGCUAUACGUGGGACUCGGUGGCCGAGGUGAAGAUCUCGCUGGAGGUGAAUGAGGAGACGGAGACGGAGUGCUACAGUAUGACUUGGGCGCCGGUGCACUGUCAUGUGGAGCUGAAGGACUGCUUCUCCAUGACCAACGUGUCCUGGUACGGUGGCGCCAGCGUCCGGGGUCAGACCUGGCCGAUCAACGACCAGAACGCCACUACACAGCCCUUCAUCGUGAGCGAUCUUAAGGACAAUCCCUCAGGCUUCGGCUCUGCCCUGGAACGUUACUUCCUGGGCUCAUCAGGUGUGGCAGUGCUUGUAUCUCCUGAUAUUCCCCUGCAGCUUGGGGUGGACAGCAGGCAGCAGUUCUGCCUGCAGUCGCUGCCCAGUAUGGAGCGUCUCCCUCUGCAGUACACCGUGUGUGUGGCCCACAACGUGAGAGCUGCUCACCAGGAAGCAGUGCAGCAACUCUCCCAGCACAGCAGGGAGCUGCCCAACAUGAACACACUGUGGCUGCCGUUCUGGAAGCUGCUCGCCAACAUGGAUUCAGGGCCGAAGGUGGAGAGGGAGCUGAGGACCUUCUCUAAUCGUCUGAGGAGACACCAGCUAGGGGAGGGAGUCAUCAGCCUCAAUGAACAUUCCACCACCCUCCUCUCCGAAAUGGACCAUGACUACCUCAACAGCAGGAAAAGGGGGAUGUCCAAGAGACUGACCAGGGACCUCCCACUUGUCAAGCUUCUUAACAUUUCCAUCACCCUGUCCCCUUUCCUGGGCGUGGACACCACGCAGUUCCACACCUCCCUCGUGGAUGGCACUGAGGCCUACUGGCUCAGUCUCCCCUCAGCCCCUCAGGGACAGCUGAUCCCUGUGAUGAGUCAGUGGCGAGGAAAGUUCUGCGUUAAGCUGAACAUCACCAAUCCAGGAGCAGUGAGCUGGUUCCUGGACAGGGUGGGAUCCCUGCAGGCCCAUUUGGGGAUGGAGUACAUCAUGCUGGAGGGGGGCGAAGGGAAUCUGUUUGAGGAGCAAGCCCUGCGGCCGCCGCAGGCUCUUAGUGGAGACAAGUACAUCAGCCUGCUGGCCGACCUGGCCACAAGGAUAGGAGACUCCACCAUUGUGACAGCAGGGACACGGUCAAGCCACAAGCCUCUGUUUGUGAAGAUGACCCCCUUGCAGUCCGACUGGAGCCCAAUGGGCCUGAAGGGCAUCAUUCCCUCCCUGCUGCACCACACUCUGCUGGGAUACAACUUCCUCAUUCCUGAUGCAGUAGGUGGCUCUCUGUCUGGAGACCUGGUCACAGAUGAGGAGUUGUUCAUCCGUUGGCUGGAGAUCACAGCCUUUCUCCCUGUUAUCAGCUUCCAUACGCCACCCUGGGUCUGUGGAGAGGACCGGGUGCUAAACCUAACACGGGCCUACAUAGCAAAGCACCAGAGAGAUGUGAUCCCACUGAUAGAGAAGUAUGCAGAGGAGUGGCAGAUGACGGGAAACCCCAUCUACCGGCCGAUGUGGUGGCUCAGUCCCAGCGACCCCAUGACUUUCACCAUCGAUGACCAGUUCCUCAUCGGAGACGAGGUCCUGGUGGCACCAGUGGUGGAGAGGGGGGCAGUGCAGAGGGAUAUUUACUUACCUGAUGGGGGCUUCCAGUGGCAGGACAGCCAGAACGCUCAGGUGUUCGACGGGGGGACGUUCCUACAGGACUAUCCUGUGCCCUUGGAGGAGGUGGCUGUUUUCUUACGGAGAAGCUGAGUCACAUGACCGAUCCGCCGAGUCAUCUGACUUAUCCUGUUACUGUUUUGAAUCAAAUUCUAUUUUUUUUUUUUUUUAAUUACUCGUGCUGUUCUCAACUUGCACUUUUCCACUACAGACCAUUGACCCUGUCUCAAGGCUUGAGACGAUAUGUAGAAAGAUUUUUUUUUAUACUUGCACUUUACAGUACAAAAUGAUUUUUUUUUUCUCUUUGUGACAGUUUUUUUCUUCCUUUUUUAAAAUGUUAAUCGGUUUUACCUCUUGGCUGAUUUGUUUCCGGACUUUUUUGAUUUGUUCUGCCUUUUUUUUUUUUUCUUUUUUUUUCUUUUUUUUGUAUGUAAGUCCUGGAGAAAUCUGUGCGUUUACAUACUGCAUUUCUACAGUCUUUAAAUUUUUAGUCGCUGCUGGCUCUCUUGAUAAGGAGGAACAAAGCAAGCCCAUUGUUUUGCUUGAAUCUCUCAAGAAGACCAAAUGAAGAUAUCGAAGGACGAAGGAAAAAAACAGGCUUAUUGGGAGGAAAUUAGCUCACAGAAAGCUUCGUACUGAGACCGACGCACCAUGGUACCAUAUGUCUUGCUCACUCAUCGGAGAGGCUUUUACUUGAACUUUUCAGGCCGACGGGCUGAUAUUUUAUGAAUGUACCUCAAGUUAUGGUUUUUGACUGCUUUACAGAGUCAUCAGACACAACAGCCUAUCACCCCUUAUACUUAGCACUUAUUCUUAGAGUAGUUUCACUUAAUUUAUCAACAUACCACUCCGUUGGACACGUCUGAAUGUCCCUUAGUACUGUAGGCCAGAUGAACUUGAGGCCAAGCCACUGUAAUUGUAACUCUGGCUAUAUUUGAAUUUAGAUUAGAUGUAACCUUCUUACUAACCUGCUGUAGUAAGGGCUUUUAGAAGGGCUGCUCAUUUUUUAAGUCUGUCUGAUGUUGUGUUGAUAUGCUCUUUCAUGAGUGUCUGAGGAAAGCCUUGUUGACGACACCACAUAGGUUGAAAUUACGUUUUUAACAGAUAGUUUGACAUGCUGGGAAAUACUCUUAUUCUCUUUAUUUCACGUUUUGUUCGCCGAUAUAAAAUACAUCAGUAUAUUCCCCACUUGUGAAUUUCUAAGCUUUUAGAUAUCUUAAAAAAGCAGAUCGCUAAAAAGUGGCUAAAUGAGACUUUAGAACACCAUCACGCCGAAAACGCCUUUACAGCCACACUGUGGUGGCAACAUUAAGUCAUCUGGCUGUAAUGUAGUUUGUUUAUAGCCUAACGUUAGCUUUGUACUUCUAGCAAUUGCAUUUUGCUUAAAAAAUCAUGAAAGUGGUGUUAGUUUGUGAAGACUCUUGUGCUGAAUGUAACAUAAGUAUCAUAAAAUUUGUUUGCAGCAGAGCUUAUUUUCAGCAAUAAUUCAAAAUCCAGUAGAAAAAUCCCACAGGCUUUUUUGUCGAGGGAACCAGGACGAAGCUAACUUCCAUGUCAACCUUAAAAAAAAAAAAAACCUCAUCCCUGCACCACUCUAUGGGGUUGUGUUUACCGUGUUCACGAGAGGAGUUCGUAUGAACACCAGAAAUUUUCUAGAAGCUCUGAAUUUACGAGUUGUAAUGUGAUUGCUGAUGUUUUCAGAAAUGGGGGAGGCCAUGGAAGUUCAUUUUUUGGUGGGUGGUUAGUUUAGGUUUAGGUUUAGGUUAAUAUAUUGGGAUUUUAGAAGUUAUUCUUGGUAAUUUUAUACUUUGCAUGAGGAAAAUGUUGAUAUUCCCAACAGCCUCCUCUUUGUCCUCUAUUGUUAUGCCUCUGCAUUACGUUCGCUAGCGUACUAAAUUGUUAGCCUGGUUGGCUUCUAGAUGCUGUUGCCUUGCAGCAGUGGCUUCACGACUUAAACCACUUGAACGCCAAACAUAUUGUUUACAGAACUUCCCCUGAGGUAACCACAAGCUUGCGCUUUCCAUUUAAAGGCAGCAAUAGGACUGGAAACGUGGGGAAAUAGCUCGCCUGGUCCACGGCUAACAAAAUCUGACUACCAGCACCUCUAAAGCUCACUAAUAAACAGUUUAUAUCUUGUUUAUUUAAUCCAUUCAAAAGCCAGAAUGUAAAAAUUAUGAAUUAUGGUUUAUGAGAGGUUAUGUGCUGGACUAUUUCUUGAACAGAAGCAGCGACUUCCUCCAGUUUCCAGUUUUCAUGCUAAGCUAACGGUCUCCUGGCUGGAGACGUCCUAUUUAUGAUACAGAUACAAGAGUGGUAUCAAAUCUUCUCAUUUACGUCUCAGCAAGAAAGCAAAUAAGUGCAUUUCCCAAAAUGUCAAACUUCCUCUAAUAAGACGGCAAGGGGGAAAGAGCUCUUUAGACCCCAAAAUACAUAAAUAGGAUGCUCUCAUAGGUCAGACAUCUUUUUAUUGCAACCAUCUUGGACUGAUUUUUAAAAAGUCACAGAGAUGCAGUGGCCAUUUGACAUAAACCCUGAUGAGUAUCUCAUUCUUUGGACUGUCAUUGUAAUCACAUCCAUUUCCAUCGCUUGCUUUAGCUCAGUAGGAUUACUUAUGUCAGAUCAUUUUGUAUUUGGUUUCAACCCUGACUAAAUGCUUUCAGCAAAUGAUAUGUGAAUGAGAUAACUGAUUCUCUUCAUGGAGAAAUGUAAUCACCUUUGCCCCAUGAUGCAUUGCUCUAUGUACAGUUUGUUAGUUAGUUGUCUUUACUGAUUUGUUCUUCACAAGACGAUCUUAACUGGCCGGCAGUGAUGAUACAGACUCUGAAACCUUAGUGAAUGCUUUACCACUAAAUUGAUUGUGUCACUUUGAUCCAACACGUUUACUGUAUCAACUCCAACACUCAGGUCUACUGAAGCUUAUCAAAUCACCAAAUGUCUUAGUGCAACGCAGUAUGUUGUGAACACAUUGACGUCUUAAUCUCUCCCAGAGCUGAAUGUACAAUGGACAAACUGUGAUUUCCCAACCGAGCCCUUCGUGCGGGGAGCUUUUCUGGUUCCCCGUUCUAAUACUUUUAUGGAAUGCUGUGGUAUGUUCACGUAUAAGUUGCAGGAAAAGCUUUGAUGUGUUAUUCCUUCCCUCUACAGACUGAGCGAAUCAUGUGCCUUAAUAUGCCACUCUUAAAUCUGGACGACACGAGUGUCUGGAUUAUUGCAGUAUCAGCAAUGUACAUAUUACGAUGACUGUGCCAUUACAAGUGUUUUUCUCUUCUGUAAAUCAGAGAACUUAGAAUGACA
This is a messenger RNA of Epinephelus moara (kelp grouper), 5543 nucleotides long. Its product is annotated as SITS-binding protein. The transcript is spliced from 11 exons. NCBI's taxonomy places the organism in Eukaryota, Metazoa, Chordata, Actinopteri, Perciformes, Serranidae. The coding region runs from base 261 to 2342 and encodes 693 amino acids. The record is from RefSeq and is a predicted model, not a curated record.